Messenger RNA from Hydra vulgaris (swiftwater hydra), 791 nucleotides. The record is from RefSeq and is a predicted model, not a curated record. NCBI's taxonomy places the organism in Eukaryota, Metazoa, Cnidaria, Hydrozoa, Anthoathecata, Hydridae.
CAUAUCAGGUGACAUUUCUAUGUUUUAAAAGUUUUUAAUCAUUUUGCUUUUUAUUACUUUUUUUUCUUUGAAAAUUUUGUGUAAUAUUUCAUAGUCUAAAAAUCUUUAGGAUAUGAAAGCUCUUUGGCAGAUGAUGAGAUACUCAAAAGUCAAUCCUGUCCAGGCAAAACCUGUUAUAGAGUCUCUAAAGAGACACACCUGGUACAUAGACCCAAAUAUUUUAGUUAUGUCUCUUGUUGACAAAAAUGUACAAGAACGGAGUGACAUUGCCAAGAAGUUGUACUCAUCCCCAAGACCUACAACUUAUGCCAUAGAAAGACAUCAAGUUAAUUUAAAUAUACUGAACUCCCUUAUGUUUAAUGAUGAUACUCCCCCAAGUUUGACCCCGCUUAUAACUGACCAGAGUUGGUUAAUUUUUCAUAUCUUAAACCAUGCAAAUGCUGAAGUACAGUGGCUUAAGACUCCAUCUGAGACAUGGGAUCUAAAUGACUAUUACUUAGAAUUCAAACAAUUUGUGAAUAAUCUUGAAGUAGUAAAUGACUGUAGUGAGAGGGCUAUAAAACUAGUUCAGGAGUUGAUCAAUAAAUCGCAUAAUGAGGAUAAAAGACAAAGUACCUUCCUCGUAUCAAACAAAUAUAAGAGUGAAAGAACAAUUAAAAAAAAAUGUGAUUAUGUAAAGAAUUCUUUGUUUACAAAAUAAAUUUAUAAACAUGAACUAUGUUUGACAACUAAUUUCUUCAGAAACUAAUCAUAAAUAUGAUUUUAUUAUGUAAAUAUAAAUAUUUUAAUAC